Metarhizium acridum CQMa 102 is the source of this 3219-nucleotide messenger RNA. The record is from RefSeq and is a predicted model, not a curated record. NCBI's taxonomy places the organism in Eukaryota, Fungi, Ascomycota, Sordariomycetes, Hypocreales, Clavicipitaceae.
AUGACCAACAACAGCGACUGGUACGUGCAAAGCAAUCUGCGAGAUUUCAACCUUGCGUCCUUUGGCGCCCUCAAGUCUUCCCUGUUGACCAACGUGACAGGCCUCCCUCACUAUGGUCAUUUUUUGACCGGAACGUUGAAAGACAUUAUUCCGAGAUACUGGUCCAUGAAGGGAUACCACGUAGUGCGACGAUUCGGCUGGGACACGCAUGGCGUUCCGAUUGAAUAUCAAAUCGAUAAGAAGUUUGGUGUCUCUGGUCCCGACGCAGUUCGCCAAAUGGGCAUCGACAAGUACAAUGCCGAGUGCAAGGCCAUCGUCAUGACAUAUGCCCAGGACUGGAAGCAGAUCAUGGAACGACUUGGUCGCUGGGUGGACAUGGACAAUGAUUACAAGGCCAUGGAUCCGUCAUUCAUGGAGACAGUGUGGUGGGUAUUCAGCCAGCUCUUUGAUAAAGACCAGGUAUAUCGAGCAUACCGCAUCAUGCCAUAUUCUACCGCCCUCUGCACGCCGCUUAGUCUUAUGGAGGCCAAGGAAAACGAAAAGAUGACACAGGAUCCCGCUAUCCUGGUUUCCUUUCCGUUACUUGGCGUCCAGGGCAAGGAAAGCACUUCUCUCGUCGUGUACACAACCACCCCGUGGACCCUGCCUUCGAAUUUGCUCAUCGCAGUCCACCCCGACCUCGAGUACUUGGAAAUACUUGACCAACAGAGUGGAAACCAGUACAUCACUAUGGAGAGUGGUCUGAGCAUGCUCUACAAAGACCCCAAGAAAGCCAAGUACAAGGUCGUCGGACGUCUAAGAGGCAAAGAGCUGGUCGGAUGGAAGUACAUACCUCUUUUCAAUUACUUCACCAAAACAUUUUCCGAUUGCUUCCAAGUUAUUGCCGCCGACUAUGUUGAAGCUGGCGAAGGAACAGGACUGGUACAUCAGGCACCUGCAUUUGGCCAAGAGGAUUACGACGCCGCCCUUGCGGCUGGGUUUAUUGGUCCAAGUCGCCUGCCUCCUUGUCCAGUGGACGACAAGGGCUGUUUUACUGCUGAAAUACCUGAAUAUGUUGGUAUCCAUGUCAAAGUUGCGGACAAAGCUAUUAUGAAGGACUUGAGGCCUACCGGUCGCCUCCUUGUUGAAAGCCACAUCAUGCAUGUUGACAAGUUCUGCUGGCGGUCAGACACGCAACUCAUCAGAAAAGCCGUGUCGUCGUGGUUCAUCAAGGUCGAAAACUCCAUACCCCAAAUGAUGGAGAACCUGCAAAGCACGACAAGCUGGACGCCUGCGUUUGUGAAGGAGAAGCGAUUUGCGAAUUGGAUCGCCAAUGCCCGCGAUUGGAAUGUUUCUCGCAACCGAUACUGGGGUACUCCUAUACCACUUUGGGUAAGCGACGACUACGAAGAGGUCGUCUGUGUUGGUAGCGUGGCCGAGUUGAGACGAUUGAGCGGCUACACUGGUGAGAUUGAUGAUUUACAUCGUGACAAGAUUGAUCACAUCACUAUACCUUCCAAGAAGGGCAAGGGCGAUCUAAGACGCGUUGAAGAAAUUUUUGACUGCUGGCUCGAGUCUGGUGCCAUGCCGUACGCGUCCAUUCAUUAUCCAUUUGAGAACCACGACGAGUUCGACGGAGGACAUUUCCCAGCUGAUUUUAUCGCCGAGGGGCUGGAUCAGACACGAGGAUGGUUCUAUACCCUCACAGUGCUUGGAAAUAAACUCUUUGGGAAAUCACCCUUCAAGAAUGUUCUUGUUAAUGGCAUGGUUCUUGCCGAAGAUGGGAAGAAGAUGUCUAAAAGUUUAAAGAACUUCCCAGACCCGAGUCAUAUAUUUGAGAGAUAUGGAUCCGAUGCUCUGAGGCUGUACCUCAUCAACUCUCCUGUUGUAAAAGCAGAGCCACUUCGCUUCAAGGAGAGUGGCGUCAAAGAGAUUGUGUCAAAAGUUUUGCUUCCCUUAUGGAAUAGCUAUCGAUUCUUCUCGGAACAAGCAGCGCUAUAUAAGAAGACAACUGGCCAAGAUUUCGUGGCGGAUAUCACGUUUUCAACUGGUGGCUUGAACAACGUGAUGGACCGCUGGGUCUUGGCUGAGUGUCAAAGUCUGCUUCAAUUCAUUGAGCAGGAGAUGCGCGGAUACCGAGUAUACACUGUAGUUCCACGGUUGUUGAAAAUGAUUGACGACUUGACUAACUGGUACAUUCGAUUCAAUCGAAAGAGACUCAAGGGAGCUGCCGGCCUUGGGGAAGCUGACACUUCUGCUGCUCUGAAUACUCUACUACAGGUCCUGUUUACCUUGGUCACAGCCCUGGCUCCCUUUAUUCCAUUCAUCACUGAACACAUAUAUGGCCUGCUUAGGCCGUUCCUUGGCGACGUUCUUGCUUCAUUUAGAGAUACAAGAAGCGUGCAUUUUUUACCUUUUCCCACGGCCCAAGAGGAAUUGUUUGAUCAACUUAUCGAAAGAAAGAUGGCAGCAUUACAAAAAGUCAUGCAACUGGGUCGUGUUGCCCGGGAAAAAAGAAACGUAUCUCUUAAGACUCCAUUGUUGAGCCUCGUCGUGAUUGCUGCCAGCCAAUUCAUAUCCGACGUUGACUCCUUGAAGGACUACAUCCGAGAGGAGCUCAAUGUCCGAGAUGUAAUCUUGACUACGGAUGAAGAGAAAUAUGGUAUUUCCCUUGAAGCAAGGGUGGAUUGGCCAACUCUCGGUAAGAAGCUCAAGAAGGAUGUGCAGAUUGUACGAAUGGCACUCCCAUCGCUAUCGCAAAACGAGCUGCGAUCGUAUCAGCGGGAGAAAAAGAUGACUAUCCAGAACAUUGAGCUUGGUGAGAACGACCUGACCAUCAUAAGAAUAAUGGACAAGCAUUCCACUGCUACUGCGAUCGGGUCUGGUCCUCAAUGGGAGCCAGCAUUCGCGGACGAUGCCGUAAUAUUACUCGACACAGCACCACAUGCAGAACUCAUAAACGAGGGCUUCACAAGAGAGCUUAUUAACCGUGUUCAGAGGCUGCGGAAAAAGGCCGGUCUCGUCCCAACCGAUGAUGUCCAUAUGGGAUAUACGAUCGUUUCCAAUCCAGAGGCUGCGGAUAUUGAUGCAGUGAUCUCAUCCAGAAGGGAUGUGUUUGAAAGUGCUCUGCGUGGCAUGCUGGAAAAAAUGCCAGAGCACGCCGGAAGCAAGGAGGUCAUCUUGGAAGAGGAGAGCACUGUCGGGGAAUUGACAUUGAAACUGGGGCUGUUUAAGAUUUGA